Messenger RNA from Spizellomyces punctatus DAOM BR117, 1743 nucleotides. RefSeq names its product tubulin alpha chain. Gene Ontology annotation, biological process: mitotic cell cycle; microtubule cytoskeleton organization. The record is from RefSeq and is a predicted model, not a curated record. Gene Ontology annotation, molecular function: GTP binding; structural constituent of cytoskeleton. The transcript is spliced from 3 exons. Lineage: Eukaryota; Fungi; Chytridiomycota; Chytridiomycetes; Spizellomycetales; Spizellomycetaceae. Gene Ontology annotation, cellular component: microtubule; cytoplasm. Bases 159 to 1256 code for a protein of 365 amino acids.
AUUCCAUCUCACCUUUUGUUUGCCAACCAAAUCGUUUACACAGGUCUUCUUCAUCGCCUGAAGACCGAAUAACCUUUUUUUGUUUGGCACUCGACUCUCUUGCUUGCAAUCAAACCCUCCACUCCUCUCUCUUUUUUUUUUUUUGAGAAUCUAUAACCAUGCGUGAAUGUAUCUCUAUCCACGUCGGUCAGGCCGGUGUCCAGAUUGGUAACGCCUGCUGGGAGCUUUACUGUCUCGAACACGGUAUUCAGCCCGAUGGUCAGAUGCCCUCUGACAAGACCAUUGGAGGAGGUGAUGACUCGUUCAACACCUUCUUCUCUGAGACUGGUGCUGGUAAGCACGUUCCCCGUACCGUCUUCGUCGAUCUUGAGCCCACUGUCGUCGAUGAGGUCCGUACCGGUACCUACCGUCAGCUGUUCCACCCCGAGCAGUUGAUCACCGGCAAGGAGGACGCUGCCAACAACUACGCUCGUGGUCACUACACCAUCGGCAAGGAAAUCGUUGACCUUGUGCUCGACCGUAUCCGUAAGCUCGCCGACAACUGUACCGGUCUUCAAGGAUUCCUUGUCUUCCACUCCUUCGGUGGUGGUACGGGAUCCGGUUUCGGUGCUCUCCUCCUUGAGCGCUUGUCUGUCGACUAUGGCAAGAAGUCCAAGCUCGAAUUCUCGGUCUACCCUGCCCCUCAGGUUUCGACCGCCGUCGUGGAGCCUUACAACUCUAUCUUGACCACCCACACCACUUUGGAGCACUCCGACUGUGCCUUCAUGGUUGACAACGAGGCUAUCUACGACAUCUGCCGUCGUAACCUCGACAUUGAGCGCCCCACCUACACCAACUUGAACCGUCUCAUUGCUCAAGUUGUCUCCUCCAUCACCGCCUCCCUUCGUUUCGACGGUUCCCUCAACGUCGAUUUGACCGAGUUCCAGACCAACUUGGUGCCCUACCCCCGUAUUCACUUCCCCUUGGUCACCUACGCUCCGGUCAUCUCUGCUGAGAAAGCUUACCACGAGCAGCUCACUGUUGCCGAGAUCACCUACUCUUGCUUCGAGCCUGCCAACCAGAUGGUCAAGUGUGACCCCCGUCACGGCAAGUACAUGGGCCUGUUGUUUGCUUUACCGUGUGAUGUCGUCCCCAAGGACGUCAACGCCGCAUUGCCACCAUCAAGACCAAGCGUACCAUCCAGUUCGUCGACUGGUGUCCACUGGUUUCAAGGUCGGCAUCAACUACCAGCCUCCCACCGUCGUUCCUGGUGGUGACCUCGCCAAGGUCCAGCGUGCUGUCUGCAUGUUGUCCAACACCACUGCUAUCGCCGAGGCCUGGGCUCGUCUUGACCACAAGUUCGACCUUAUGUACGCCAAGCGUGCCUUCGUCCACUGGUACGUUGGUGAAGGUAUGGAGGAGGGUGAGUUCUCUGAGGCUCGUGAAGAUUUGGCCGCUCUCGAGAAGGACUACGAGGAAGUCGGUACCGACUCCGUCGAGGGUGAGGAGGAGGAGGCUGAGGAGUACUAGAUCAAUCAUAGUACCUCCUCUCUUGAUUGCAGCAAGGGUUAGAGGACCUCCUUUCUCUGUAUAAAAUUUGUUCUUGAAUAAGAGGACGUGAUACCAGUUACAUUCUUCUCUGCUUUUAAUUCCAAAUGCCUACCCCCCGGAAUCAUGGACACGUUCAAUGAUUUACCAAUAGAUGUAUGCAUUUUGAAGGGAAUAAGUGUUUUGGUAUGAGGCGAAUUAUAGCUGCUAGAUCAC